Molecule: messenger RNA, 2195 nt
Organism: Thunnus maccoyii (southern bluefin tuna)
Lineage: Eukaryota; Metazoa; Chordata; Actinopteri; Scombriformes; Scombridae
Product: pyruvate kinase PKM-like
Exons: 11
Coding region: 115-1701 (528 amino acids)
Biological process (GO): glycolytic process
Cellular component (GO): cytoplasm
Molecular function (GO): magnesium ion binding; pyruvate kinase activity; potassium ion binding
Source: RefSeq, a predicted model, not a curated record
UAGUUCCGGUUAGUCGGGGGAAUAAAAACCUGUCGCUCUGGCUGAACCAACGGCGCUCUGGUCCCUGCAAAGUUCACCCAGUAUAGGACUUUUCCUACAGACACAUAUCCAGUCAUGUCUAAGUCAAAGGAUUCAGGCAUCAUGCACCACCAGCAGAUGCAUGCUGCCAUGGCAGACACUUUCCUUGAGCAUUUGUGCCUGCUGGACAUCGACUCUCCACCCACUGUGUCUCGCAACACCGGCAUCAUCUGCACAAUUGGACCUGCCUCCCGUGCUGUGGAAACUGCCAAGGAAAUGAUCAAGUCUGGGAUGAACAUUGCAAGAAUGAACUUCUCUCAUGGCACACACGAAUACCAUGCUGAGACGAUCAAGAAUGUCCGUGAGGCAACUGAGAGCUUUGGGCCUGGCACUGUUGACUACAAACCAGUGGCCAUCGCUCUGGACACCAAGGGACCAGAAAUCAGGACCGGACUUAUCAAGGGCAGUGGCACCGCUGAGGUUGAGCUGAAGAAGGGUGAAACCAUCAAGAUCACACUCGAUGACCAGUACAUGGAGAAAUGUGACGAUAAGGUGCUGUGGCUUGACUACAAAAACAUCACCAAGGUUCUUGAGGUGGGAAACCAUGUCUACAUUGAUGAUGGUCUGAUUUCAGUCAAGGUCAAAGAAGUUGGCAAGGACUACUUGAUGUGCGAGAUUGAGAAUGGCGGUAUGCUGGGCAGCAAGAAGGGUGUCAACCUGCCCGGAGCUGCUGUUGAUCUGCCCGCUUUGUCUGAGAAGGAUCUUUCAGACCUGAAGUUUGGCGUGGAGCAGGGUGUUGAUAUGGUCUUCGCCUCCUUCAUCCGUAAGGGUGAUGAUGUUCGUGCUGUCAGGAAAGCCCUGGGUGACAAGGGCAAGAACAUCAAGAUCAUCAGCAAGCUGGAGAACCACGAGGGUGUGCGCAGAUUUGAUGAGAUCCUGGAGGCUAGUGAUGGCAUCAUGGUUGCCCGUGGAGAUCUGGGUAUUGAAAUCCCAACAGAGAAGGUCUUCCUGGCCCAGAAGAUGAUGACUGGCAGGUGCAACAGGAUCGGCAAGCCCAUCACCUGUGCCACACAGAUGCUGGAGAGCAUGACCAAGAAACCUCGCCCAACUCGCGCUGAGGCCAGUGAUGUCGCCAACGCUGUGCUGGAUGGCAAUGACUGCAUCAUGCUGAGUGGUGAAACCGCCAAGGGAGACUACCCCCUGGAGGCAGUGCGCACACAGCACAGGAUUGCCCGUGAGGCUGAGGCAGCCAUGUACCACAGGCAGAUGUUUGAGGAGCUGCGCCGCACCUCUCAUCUGACCCGUGACCCCACUGAGUCUGUCGCCAUCGGUGCCGUUGAGGCUUCCUUCAAGUGCUGCGCCAACGCCAUCAUCGUGCUCACCAAGACUGGCAGGUCUGCUCACAUGCUGUCAAGGUACAGGCCCCGUGCCCCCAUCCUUGCCGUGACCCGCUGUGGCCAGACCGCCCGCCAGGCUCACCUGUACCGCGGUAUCUACCCCAUUCUCUACACCAAGCCUGCCAACGAUGUUUGGGCUGAGGAUGUUGACCUGCGUGUGAACUUUGCCAUGGAAGUUGGCAAGCACCGCAAGUUCUUCAAGUCUGGUGAUUCCGUCAUUGUCGUGACCGGCUGGCGCCCAGGUGCUGGUUACACCAACACCAUGAGAGUUGUGCUGGUGCCUUGAACUUCAUCCAAUGACAUUAGUAACCACUCCCCCUCCCCUCCCCUGUAACCUGCCUGCCCUCUGUGUUGGACUUUUCUUUUCUGUUGGUCUUCGUAACCAACAGAAAGUCAAAACCAGUCAAAAAAGGCCUUUUGAUGGUUGUCAUUCGCAGAAAGUAACUCCAUGAUUCCUGUCACCCAUAUGCGCAAUUUAUUGUCUAAAUCCUGCUGCCAGAGACUGAACCUUUUACUGGAAACUCAUCUGUCAUGUGUGUUGUACAAAGUGAGAGAUACGUGUUCCUCUGCAUGCACUGUAAACUAGGCUCCAAAUACACAUUUGUCAGUCCUUAUUUAGUGUUAUUUUGAUGUCUAGGUGUCAGGAUGCACAAGUGCAGAUGUGUACUGUAUUUAUCUUCUCCAGUGUUUCACGCAGAACUGAUAGUCAGUACAAAGUGUCAUCAUGAAGUGAUCUGGCAUGAGUGGGUUUCCAUCCAUUAAAAGAAACUCUUGGCUCAA